AUGGCUCGAUUGAGCGCCCUCCUCGUGGCUUCGCUGGCCUUAGCUACUAAAGUUCUCAGUGCCGACUCCGCCGUUCUCGAUCUCAUCCCCUCGAAUUUCGACAAAGUUGUGUUAAAAUCUGGGAAGGCUGGUCUAGUCGAAUUCUUCGCCCCUUGGUGCGGCCAUUGCCGAACCCUCGCCCCCGUAUAUGAGGAGCUCGGCCAUGCCUUCGCCCAUGCUAGCGACAAGGUACAUAUUAGCAAAGUUAACGCAGAUGAGCACAAGUCCCUAGGAAAGAAAUAUGGAGUCCAAGGAUUCCCGACGCUGAAGUGGUUUGAUGGCAAGAAAUCAGAUCCUGAAGAGUAUGACGGCGAAAGGGACUUGGAGAGCUUAGCCAAAUUCAUAACCGAGAAGACGGGUGUCAGGCCUAGAGGUUUGAAGAAGAGCGGGGAGAGUUUUGUCACGAUGUUGACGGACCAGACAUUUUCUAAAACGAUUGGUGGUGAAAAGGACGUUCUAGUGGCCUUUACGGCACCGUGGUGUGGCCAUUGUAAAACUCUAGCUCCUAUCUGGGAAUCCCUUGCCGGCGAUUUUAUUCGUGAACCUGGAGUUGUGAUCGCAAAGGUUGAUGCAGAAGCAGAACAGUCGAAGGCGACCGCUCAGGAACAGGGGGUCUCAGGAUAUCCUACAAUCAAAUUCUUUCCAAAGGGCUCUACUGAGGCUGUGUCAUACUCUGGCAGCCGAUCAGCAGAGGCUUUUGUCGAGUUCCUGAACGAGAAGUGCGGUACACACCGUAUUGUUGGAGGAAAAUUGAACGCUAAGGGCGGUACCAUUGACGCCCUUGAUGCGAUUGCGACAAAAUUCAGCGCAGGAGAGGCUAUUGCGAAUAUCGCUAAGGAUAUUGAAGCAGCUGCGAGCUCCCUGAAGCAGGCAUAUGCGGCGUAUUAUGUCAAGGUCGCUAAGAAGCUGUCAGCAAACUCCGACUAUGCCACUAAGGAACUAUCUAGAUUGGAGAAGAUGAUGAGCAAAAGUAGCAUCACCCCCGAGAAGCUCGAUGACCUCACGUCGAGAUCUAACAUUCUUCGAAGCUUCAUUCAGGGGGAGAAGAAAGAAGCAAAGGAUGAACUUUAA
This is a messenger RNA of Ophidiomyces ophidiicola, 1110 nucleotides long. RefSeq lists its product as uncharacterized. Bases 1 to 1110 code for a protein of 369 amino acids. Gene Ontology annotation, cellular component: endoplasmic reticulum. The transcript is spliced from 2 exons. Lineage: Eukaryota; Fungi; Ascomycota; Eurotiomycetes; Onygenales; Onygenaceae. Gene Ontology annotation, molecular function: protein disulfide isomerase activity. Gene Ontology annotation, biological process: protein folding. The record is from RefSeq and is a predicted model, not a curated record.